AUGGCGAGCAACCUCAUGUUCAGAAUGCUACAAGUCCCUCUUUUUGCGUUUCUUCUAUCCUUGUGUCUGGUAUUCCCCACGGCACAUGGUUGGAGAAACAUAACCGACAUUACAAAUGCAUAUCAAGGCAUCUACUGGUGGACUGCCCUCGUGGAAUGUCCAGCGGAGCGCUUUGAUAUACUGGUUGAGUCUACUCGGAUGAUGUUAGAAUUGACCAAGAGGACUACCAAACCCAUGGACACGCCGGGAUGGCAGCGUUUCUUCGCCGCUGAUCCACCGGGAGUGGAGGGGUGGGCUGUGCUUGAUUAG
Molecule: messenger RNA, 309 nt
Organism: Aspergillus oryzae RIB40
Lineage: Eukaryota; Fungi; Ascomycota; Eurotiomycetes; Eurotiales; Aspergillaceae
Exons: 2
Coding region: 1-309 (102 amino acids)
Source: RefSeq, a predicted model, not a curated record